Sarcophilus harrisii (Tasmanian devil) is the source of this 941-nucleotide messenger RNA. RefSeq names its product ly6/PLAUR domain-containing protein 2. The record is from RefSeq and is a predicted model, not a curated record. Gene Ontology annotation, molecular function: acetylcholine receptor inhibitor activity. The coding region runs from base 93 to 482 and encodes 129 amino acids. The transcript is spliced from 3 exons. NCBI's taxonomy places the organism in Eukaryota, Metazoa, Chordata, Mammalia, Dasyuromorphia, Dasyuridae.
UCUCUCCUCCUCCUCCUCCUCUUCCUCUUCCUCUCCCUGGAUAAGUCAAAACUAUAGGUGCCUGGGAGACGGUUGGCACAACCAAGUAGACCAUGUGGGCAUCAAGGCUGGUUCUCCUGGCUGUGACUACUGCUGUAUUCGGGGAGCUUGCCUGGGCUCUGAAAUGUUUCAGCUGCCCGCAGCCCACCAACAUCUCCGAGUGCACUACUAUUGUGAACUGUGCCCCUGAGGAGACCAUGUGCAAGACGACUAUGUAUUCCCUGGAGGAAGUGUACCCGUUCUUGGGAGAUGCUACAGUCACAAAGGCAUGUGCCCGGAAGUGUGUGCCCUCAGAUGUGGAUGGCAUCGGUCUGACUCGGCCUGUCUCAUGCUGUAACCAAGAUCUAUGCAACAAGGGAGGGGCUGCUGCUCUGGGGAGCUUUGGGGGGCUGGUCUUCACCCUCCUUGUCAUUACCUUCCUCCUCCUAUACACUAGAAUCUAGAGGGGCAGGGCCGGACAAGGGUUUCCCUCUCCCUUCUUCCAAUUCUUAGAGUUUCCUUUUCAAUAUCCAGCACCCCUAACUCCCCCUGUCUUUAUCAUUAUAGAUAGUGGGAGAGAAAGGUGUCACCAGUCUGAGGGGAAAAUGGAAUUUCUGUCCUCGAGAACUCCCAGUCUGAGGGGGAGAUUCAGUCGUGUCCUUCAGGGAGUUCCGGGCUGAGCCAAGUAGAUACAGCCUUUUCUCUCUUUUUCUGACUGCUCUCCACCUGGUUUACACAUCUAUAAAAUAGGGAUCAUAGCACCUACCUCACAGGGUUGUUAAAAGGAUCAAUUGAGAUAAGACAUGUAAAGCACUUACAAACUAUAAAAUGCUAUGAGAAUCUUGUUGUUAGCUAUCAUCAUCAUCAUCAUCAUUAUCUCCACUUGUCUAUUUUUCUUUCUCCCAAUCUCCUUUCUGUUUCUC